GGUCAGAGGGCAGAUGGAUGCUACAGGCCUCUGCUAACUUCAACUGAAAUGGCUGAUGAGGCGAGCAACGAAGGAAAACUCCGCCUACCAUUUCAAGUGGUUACUGUCAUUGGUGGAAGGAAAGAACGAAGGAGUACUGGCAUUUGGGAUCUGCGUGAAACGUCCUCACAAAGCUAA
Molecule: messenger RNA, 177 nt
Organism: Thelazia callipaeda (thelaziosis nematode)
Lineage: Eukaryota; Metazoa; Nematoda; Chromadorea; Rhabditida; Thelaziidae
Source: the annotation of a GenBank genome assembly